Messenger RNA from Trypanosoma rangeli, 2322 nucleotides. RefSeq lists its product as uncharacterized. Lineage: Eukaryota; Euglenozoa; Kinetoplastea; Trypanosomatida; Trypanosomatidae. The transcript has a single exon. Bases 1 to 2322 code for a protein of 773 amino acids. The record is from RefSeq and is a predicted model, not a curated record.
AUGCGGCGGUCUACUGUGACUACAUGGACACAAUGGGCGGGACAAUUGCGUAUGUACCGCACCCCAUUGGGUGGUGCCUACUUUGAACAGCCGUUACCGUCUUCGCUUGGGGCCUCCCGUUCCAAAGGGAAAGCUACCAGCACGGCUCACAUCAGCACGAAGGGUCGGGGAAAGCGAGGGAAAAAGCAACUGCUCAGUGUUCCCCUUACCGCCGAAGGUCUUAAGUCACAGCUACGACAACUUGGGGGGGAAACAGCUGUUUACAACCGGCGCCGUAGAGAUGAUGGAGAGGUGUGCCUUGCAGAAGACAGUCAUCGUGACAUGCGAUGGCGGGCACUUUACAGCACAGAUUCAACGGGAAAUACACCAAUGCGUGCUUCUAACGAGUCUUCGCCUGUUAUCGUGGCGAAGCAGGGCAGCUUGGUGUUGUUGGAUACAGAAGAAGAAGAAGUGGGGAAUAACGUUGUGCUGCCGGGAAGCAGCGUGCUAGCUAGUGAUCUGGACCGACUAGAACGUGACAUGAUGCGUGAUUACCACCAACGCGGCAAAGAGCUUCCACAUUUUGAUAACGUCUACGUGGCAUUUGGGGGUGGGAGAAGUAGUGAGAAAUCGUAUCACGUUCUUGCAGAGGAGUACCGGCACCACAUGGCAAAGGCGAAAGGGGUUGUUGGAACGGGAAUGUCUGGUCUGGGCGUCAACUUAUGCCGUGGGUUUCAACAGAAGAAAGAGGAUGAGAAUGAAACGGAAGAAGAUGCCAUGCUACCACCGGAGGCAAAUCCUCACUUUCCUGUUGCAAUGGAGGCUGGCACUGCAUCUGCUGUUACAGCUACAACAGCUACACAAUUCAUAGAGCAUGCCGUUGCCUCCUCUUCUCCAUUGUCUUCUGCUCCCUCAUCCUUUCCGUAUGAUGCAUACAUAGCACGUCCUGUACGUAAUCGUCUGCUGCAACUGCGGGGUGCUGAGUUUUGGAAUGACGCGGAGAAUCGUGAGCGGCUUCAGCAGAGAAUGGACUACGCGAUAGAAGGUCACACACACGAGAUGUUGACAGAAGGGUCGGUGGAUACCAGUGAGAUUGGCUAUUCAACAAACAGGGUGCGCAGGGAGACGCUACUUUAUUUUCAGGCGCAUCCCAUCAAUGAGAUGAUUCAGGUGCCUUUUGUACGCAUCCGCAGCAUAUUACUUAGUGACGGAGAGGCAGAGGUGUAUUUUCCCGCGGGCGACGCUGAUACCGAUGUAGACCUCCCUGCAUCGCAAGCACGGCGCAUGGCCCGUGAAUUGGGUCUUGAUCUUGUCCAAGUGGGGACAAUCCACACGGACAAGAACGACAGACGUGUAAUAGCUAUCUGUACCAUUGCAGAUCACCGGGAACAUAUGCGGGAUAUGAUUCGAUUCAAGGUGCAGAAGCUUGGUGUUCAACCUCCACCCACGAAGGAGUGCAUCGAGGUGCCUUUCCGUGGUGGAACGCACCCCCACGCCAUUCGCUUCAAAAGUAUCGGUAUUGCAAAACAUCUUCUCCAUCGGCAUGUGGUGCGCAUUAACCUGACGAAGUUUGGAACACCGAAAGAGGGGUUUCCGGUAUUUCGCACCAUCCUGGAUGAGGUGAAGAAGCAGACACUCCAAUUAAAGGCAUACCACACCGCAAGUAUGGUGCGAGCUAACUACAACGAGGUGUACUGCUACUUGUUUCCUUCGACAGGCCGAUCACCCAAGACGACUGUUACACACCCGACACAAGAGCAGCUAGAUGCGACGCGUGAUCAGCGUAUCCUUGAGGACGAACGGGAAAUCUACUUUGAUGACCUCAACAACAAAAAAACCGCCCGGGAGCGAUUGGCAUACAUACAAAAGCUAGAGAAGGGCACCGCAUGGGCGGAUAAAGACGAGGGUCUUUCACUGCAACGUCAGCGUGACAUUAAAAUUAUGCUUGGGUACUUGCCAAAGGGCAAUCACGAACUUUAUGGAGCACGCGGUGAUGUUAACAUCCCUUCCCCAUUCCGUGCAAGUCACCCAACAUCAGUGGAGCAAUGGACACAUCCACCGGAGACGAACUUGGAGCAAGCGUCGCGGGGUGCGGCAGUGCUUGGCAAGCGACUUGCCAUGACAGUGAGCGAGAUGCACGACAGGCAGGAAUCAGCGGACAACCCGACGACAUUAGAUCGUUUUUACUAUCGAUUGCAGGGUCCGGCUUUGGAGGCGGGUGAAUUCAAGGAAGCACUUGGGCUGAAACGCAAUCGCAAGUCGGUACCAAGAUAUGCGCCCGGUUGGGGUACACUUGGGAUGCCAAAGAACCCACCGGAGGAGCCGGGAUAUGCAGCGAAGUAG